Molecule: messenger RNA, 2433 nt
Organism: Carica papaya (papaya)
Lineage: Eukaryota; Viridiplantae; Streptophyta; Magnoliopsida; Brassicales; Caricaceae
Molecular function (GO): protein binding
Source: RefSeq, a predicted model, not a curated record
AGGAAGACUUGGCAUUGACAUACAAUCAUUAUAAGCUCAUUUCGUACCCUCCCGCUCCUGCCAUUGUAGAAGUUGCUCACUCAGAUCACACUUAUCCUUCUGAAAAAUUUCUUGCUUUCUCUAGAACCAUGUCUUCUUCUUCUUCAGAGCACAAAGAUGACAAGUUCUCAACUUCUGGAAUGAUCAAAUACCUAAGAGACCAUCCUCCUUCUCACUACUUGUUCAAAGUAAAGCCCUUUUCCUCGGUGCUCAAGUCACCGUUGGAAAAGCAUGAAUCUGGUGUUUUUGAAGCUGGGGGCAACAAAUGGAAGUUGGUUGUGUACCCAAAUGGAAGCAACAAAGCUAAUGAGAAAGAACAUAUUUCACUCUACUUAGCAAUACAAGAAACAGAGGGUUUACCUGAUGGUUGGGAGGUAAAUGUUGACCUUAAACUGUUCAUCUUUGAUCAUUUGGAAAACAAGUACUUGACAGUCCAAGAUGCUAAUGGGAGGGUUAAGACUUUCCAUGAGUUGAAGACUGAAUUGGGUUUUGAGAAAUUUCUGCCUCUCAAAACUUUGAAUGAUAGAGAUAAUGGAUACCUUGCUGAUGACUGUUGUAUAUUUGGGGCUGAGGUGUUUAUUAUUCAACCCACUGGGAAAUCCGAACGUCUUUCCAUGAUUCAAGAAUCGAAUGGAGGUUCUUUCUCUCCAAAGCUCGAGAAAUUUUCGAACUUCGGAGAUGAUUGCGGUUACGGUAGCUCUAGCUCUAGCUCAAUUGGACGAAGAAAUGGGAUAAUGAGAGUUCAUGUUCAGAAAUUAUCUGAUCAGGAAAAUGGUAGUUCAUUAUCUAUGUCCCAGAGGCUAAAGAGUGUCUUAUCAUCUGUUUUCCGAAGGCAAUCCGAUGGUAGCAGCCUUCCAUCUGAUGAUGAAAAAGAAGUCGUGGAAGACAAGCUGCCAGAGGUGGAUCAAUACCAUGGUAUCUCAAGAACAACAAGAGAUCUUCCACCAGCCCACUACUUGUUUGAAAUAAAGUCAUUCUCGUCUCUGCCCAAGCAAGAUGCAGAGAAACAUGAAUCCAAUCCUUUCGAAGUCGGGGGAUUGAAAUGGAGAUUGAGUCUUUACCCAAAUGGAUGCAAGGAAAGAAAUGGAAGUGGGCAUAUUUCCCUUUACUUGAGAAUUUUGGAGACAAACACUUUCCCUCCUGAUUGGGAGGUUUAUGUUAACCACAGACUCUUUGUGUUUGAUCAGAAGAGAGACAAUUACCUAACAGUUCAAGAUGCUGAUGGGGUGGUGAGGCGCUUUCAUGAUAAGAAGACCGAGUGGGGCUUCGAUCAGUUAGUAUCUCUUGAUACUUUCAACGAUACUUCGAAUGGAUUUUUGGUUAAUGAUUACUGCGUAUUUGGAGCAGAGAUCUUUGUAAUUAGGCAUACAUGUAGAAAGGAUUCUGCUUCAAUGGUGAAAAAUCCUGCUAACUACAAUACAUAUACUUGGAAGAUUGACAAACUUUCUGGGUCCGAAGAAUCUUAUCAGUCCGAAAUCUUCACAAUUGGCGGACGAAAAUGGGUGUUAGAGGUCUAUCCAAAGGGAUAUGGAACAGCCAAAGACAAAUGGCUCUCCCUCUACAUGUAUUUAAGUGAUGGUACAUCUCUUCCUCUAAAGCAGGAAUGGAAUAUAGAAUUUAAGUUUCGGCUCCGAGAUCAAGUUAACAACAGCCAUCUUGAACGUACAUCUAAAUGGUGCUUCAAAUAUCCUUUCGCAAAUGGUCGAGGAUUCGGAGAUUUUAUUUUAUUGACAGAUCUUCGUGAUGCAUCCAAAGGUUACCUCAAAAGCGAUACAAUAAUUAUUGAAGUCAUAUUUACUCUUAUAACUGUUCGUGAUAUUUUAUUGGAAGUAUAAUCUUUAGCUAGAAUCUUAUCUUAAUUUUUCAUCUUUUAAGUAUGAAAUUAAAAAUAAUGACUUUGCCAACUAAAGUCUUUCCAUUUCCAAGACAAACUUUUGUGAUGUACGAACAAUUAGUAGUGUUUGCUGUGGUAGAAAGCAUCCAUGCGAUGAACUUCUCAUUGAUCUGCAGGUAAGACUGAGAUUUCCUGCAGAGUUCACUCUGAGAAUUCUUUUAGCCAUAGCAUGGAAACUACCGAUUAAAAUAGGAUCUUGAAUAAAUUCAGAAUCGAAUGUGUUCUUCUAUGAAAAUCGUUAUAAUAUCAACUCCAUCGAUAAUAACAUAAUCAAAAGUAACCAAGAGCCUUAUACACCCAUUAGCGGAGCAAACUUUAUACAUAGCAAUUCUUGCAGACGGGGGAGGUGUUCCGUCUGUAAGAAUUGCUGCGUAUAAAUUUUGCUCCGAUUAUGGGUGUGGUUCGGAGGCUCUUUUGGCUGUUUUUGAUGAUGCUAUUGCUGAUGAAGUUGAUAUCAUAACAAUUUCGAUAGGAGCAUCCGGCUCCGAAUUUACCCAAAA